AUGGCGUCUAUAUUGACCCUAGCGACCAGGCAUACUCAACUACGCGACGCAGCACUCCGUUUCAGCACCGCUUACAAGAAAGUCACCGGCGGCAGGGCUAUCCUUAUUGGUGGAGGUGCGACCAUCCUGCUUGGACAAAUGGCUCGCCACACAAAGGACCUCGAUUUCAACGUGUCCAAAAUGGCUCCACGCGACGUGAAGGCCCUUAAUGCUGCUGGAAUCUAUGUACGCAGGAUAGGCCACACCUUAGAUCGAUUCGCGGCCACGGUCCCUGAAAGCGAGGAGGAUGCCAAAGACGCGAUUAGCAUUGACCUUGCAGUCCAACGGGACAUCAAUGCCCUCAUACCGUUCACCCGAGAGAUCGAGGGCGUCACUGUCGCCGACGAGCGUCUUCUCAUUGUUCUGAAAAUACAAUGUCUGCCAGAACGCAGCGUAGCUUCGUCCAAGAAGGUGGGGAGCGACUUCGAGGAUGUCAUGUGGUGCGCCAGUCGUCUUCACGAAGAGAACAUUCAGCUCCCCGAGUCACUGAGUAAACAACUCAGUGAGGACGUUAUUCGGAAUUUCUUCGAGGCUGUUGCCCGUCACUCCGGAGGUGACCGCGAGGAUGUUAGCAUGGCGAAAUUCUUUCUCAAGAUGGCAAAAAUCAUCCCAGAGAGCUUCGAGGAUUAG
Messenger RNA from Coprinopsis cinerea okayama7#130, 669 nucleotides. RefSeq lists its product as hypothetical. The record is from RefSeq and is a predicted model, not a curated record. Lineage: Eukaryota; Fungi; Basidiomycota; Agaricomycetes; Agaricales; Psathyrellaceae. The transcript is spliced from 2 exons. The coding region runs from base 1 to 669 and encodes 222 amino acids.